AUGGGGGCGAUGACGCGAUUGGAGAAGCUUUUCCUUGGCUGGGUGUCCCUCCAGAACCUGCCGGACACCAUCUGCUCCCUCCCCCUCUCCUCCCUCGCCAUCCACGCAUGCCCUGCACUCACCUCUCUUCCUGACAAUCUCGGAUCUCUGGCACACCUUGAAACGCUAGUGCUGGUCAAUCUGCGCAACCUUUCUGCUCUGCCCGAGAGCGUGGGCAACUUACAGCGAUUGAGGUCGUUGCAAAUCGAGAGUGUGCGUCUGCUGCAGCUGCCCGAAAGCCUGUGCACGGGGAAUGUGAGGCACAGCCUGCAGAAGCUUUACCUGCGUGGCUGCAGUGAACUGAGGCGGCUGCCCCCGCAGCUGGCCAUGCUGACGCGCCUCGAAGAGCUCGAAAUCACCGGCUGCCCUCGCCUCGAGUCCCUAGACCCUCUGUUUGCUCCGAAUCCCGCAUUAGGCGUGACCUGCUCCCAUGCUUCUGCUCUCUCCGUUAAUCCUGCCCCUGCCCCUCCUCCUGACCUUGCCCCUCGCCCUCCUCUUGACCCUGCUCCUGCUUCUGCCACUGUCGCUCCUACAGCCGCUGCUGCUGGCCCCACCACUGCUUGCACUCAUACCGAUAAGGCCAGUAGUGGGUACCACAUUGGACCUCAAUAA
Messenger RNA from Closterium sp. Naga37s-1, 651 nucleotides. NCBI's taxonomy places the organism in Eukaryota, Viridiplantae, Streptophyta, Zygnematophyceae, Desmidiales, Closteriaceae. The record is from the annotation of a GenBank genome assembly.